Molecule: messenger RNA, 5244 nt
Organism: Rana temporaria (common frog)
Lineage: Eukaryota; Metazoa; Chordata; Amphibia; Anura; Ranidae
Product: multidrug resistance-associated protein 1-like
Exons: 32
Coding region: 192-4766 (1524 amino acids)
Biological process (GO): xenobiotic transport; glutathione transmembrane transport
Cellular component (GO): basolateral plasma membrane
Molecular function (GO): ATP hydrolysis activity; ABC-type xenobiotic transporter activity; glutathione transmembrane transporter activity
Source: RefSeq, a predicted model, not a curated record
AUCAGCGAACUAAAAGCUGGCGCAGCCAAUCACUUCCACUUCCAUCCCAAGGCAGCCGGGGCUCAUCCAAUCAGAUCACUAUUUUCCGGCAGCAGCAAGCGACGCGGUGUUAUGUAGCGAGUGAUCCAGCUUGUAUCCGUGUGAGGAGCUUCUGAGCCGGCUGUUCCCAGCGGAACCCGCGCUGCACCGCUAUGGAAACCUUCUGCAGCUAUGACGGCACUGAGCGCUUCUGGGAUGCAAAUCUUACCUGGCAUACAGAAAAUCCAGAUUUCACCAAGUGCUUCCAGAAUACAGUCCUGGUAUGGAUUCCAUGCAUCUACCUCUGGCUCUGCUUCCCUAUAUAUUUUAUAUACCUCCAGCGCAACAGCCAGGGAUACAUCCGAAUGUCACAUCUUAAUAAGGCAAAAACUGCUUUAGGGUUCUUAUUAUGGCUGGUCUGCUGGGCAGAUCUCUUCUAUUCUUUCUGGGAAAGGAGUCAAAGUAUUUAUCGAGCUCCAGUUUUUGUCGUUAGCCCCACUGUGCUGGGAAUAACAAUGCUGCUAGCCACUUUUUUAAUUCAGUAUGAGAGAAUAAAAGGAGUGCAGUCUUCGGGUGUAUUGUUGAAUUUCUGGAUCAUUGCUUUGUUUUGUGCCAUAAUAAUCUUCAGGUCCAAAGUUCUCCAUGCCUUAAAUCAAGGUGCCAGUGUAAAUGUCUUUCGGGAUGUCACAUUCUACACAUACUUUCUGCUAGUCCUGGUGGAGCUUAUAUUGGCUGCAUUCCCUGACCAACCACCUCUCUUUUCCGAAACAGUCAAUGAUCCUAAUCCCUGUCCAGAGUCGAGUGCUUCUUUUCUCUCCAAGAUUACGUUCUGGUGGAUAAGUGGGACGAUGGUUCAGGGGUACAAAAGGCCCCUGGAAACUAAGGAUUUAUGGUCCCUUAACAAAGAAGACACUUCAGUGGAAAUUGUCCCAGUCUUGGCCAAGAAUUGGGAAAAAGAGUACAUAAAAUCUAAAAAACAGCCUCUGAAAAUGAUGUAUUCUCCAAAGAAAACCAUUAAACAAAGUGAGCCAAAUGAUGAAAUGAGGGAAGAGGCAGAAGCUCUGAUUGUAAAGACACCCGCAAAAGAUGCGCAGCCGUCAUUGUUUAAAGCUUUGUAUAAAACAUUUGGCCCUUAUUUCUUCAUGAGCUUUUUCUUCAAAUUCAUUCAUGAUGUUUUAAUGUUUGCAGGGCCAGAACUAUUAAAGUUACUUAUAAAAUUUGUGAGAGACCAAAGUGCCCCAGACUGGCAGGGAUACCUAUACACUGGACUGCUUUUCUUCUGUGCCUGCCUUCAGACACUCAUCUUGCACAAGUAUUUCCACAUCUGCUUUGUUACAGGGAUGAGGCUAAAAACUGCCAUCAUUGGAGUUGUUUACCGUAAGGCCCUGGUGAUCAGUAACUCUGCACGUCGCACAUCUACUAUUGGAGAAAUUGUCAACCUGAUGUCUGUAGAUGCCCAGAGAUUUAUGGACUUGGCAACCUAUAUAAAUAUGAUUUGGUCAGCUCCACUUCAGGUUGUAUUGGCUCUGUACUUAUUGUUUCAGAACCUGGGUCCCUCUGUGUUAGCCGGAGUUGCUGUUAUGAUACUAAUGGUCCCUGUGAAUGCAGUGAUAGCAAUGAAAACAAAGAAGUAUCAGGUGGUCCAAAUGAAGUGCAAAGACGACAGGAUUAAGCUGAUGAAUGAGAUAUUAAAUGGCAUUAAAGUGCUAAAGCUCUAUGCCUGGGAACUAGCCUUUAAGGAAAAAGUGCUUGGAAUCCGACAAGAGGAGCUUAAAGUGCUGAAGAAAUCUGCUUACCUGUCUGCAGUUGGCACGUUCACCUGGGUUUGCGCACCUUUCUUGGUUGCACUGUCCACUUUUGCUGUAUAUGUCCUAAGUAGUCCAAACAAUAUUCUAGAUGCAGAAAAGGCAUUUGUUUCCCUGGCAUUAUUUAACAUCCUUCGGUUCCCAUUAAAUAUGCUCCCUAUGGUUAUAAGCAGCAUGGUUCAGACAAGCGUGUCAUUAAAGCGUUUGAGAGUUUUCCUAUCUCAUGAGGAGCUUGAACCGGACAGCAUAAUUAGAGAGACCCAGAAAAAUAGUCAUGGAUGUAUUGAUCUGAGAAAUGCCACAUUCUCCUGGUCUAAAAGUGACCCCCCCUCGCUAAAAGAAAUAAACCUUACGAUUCCAGAGGGCUCCUUGGUUGCAGUGGUUGGCCAAGUAGGCUGUGGAAAGUCAUCUUUGCUGUCAGCAUUGCUGGGAGAGAUGGAAAAGAAGGAUGGAUAUGUAGCAAUAAAGGGUGGGAUUGCCUAUGUUCCCCAACAAGCAUGGAUUCAGAAUGCCUCUCUGAAAGACAACAUUUUGUUUGGUGGAGAAUGCAAGGAACCAUCGUACAAAAGAGUUAUAGAAGCCUGUGCUCUGUUGCCAGAUCUGGAGAUCUUGCCAUCAGGUGACAGAACAGAAAUUGGAGAGAAGGGUGUGAACUUAUCAGGAGGACAGAAGCAGAGAGUGAGCCUGGCCCGUGCUGUUUAUUGCAAUGCAGAUGUCUACUUGUUGGAUGAUCCGCUAUCUGCUGUAGAUGCUCAUGUUGGAAAGCACAUCUUUGACAAGGUCAUCGGGUCUAAAGGCUUACUUAAAGAUAAGACUCGUAUACUUGUAACACAUGGAGUAAGUUACUUGCCACAAGUGGACUCUAUUAUUGUGAUGGUGGAUGGCAAAAUAACUGAAAUUGGUUCCUACCAGGCGCUUUUGGAACAGGAUGGUGCUUUUGCUGAAUUCUUGCGUACAUAUGCAAAUGCUGAGCAGAACAAUGCACAAGAGCAUACAGAACUGGAAGAGGAAGAAGAAGUGCCAAGCCCUACAGAAGAGAAACACAUGGAAAAUGGAAUGUUGAUUAAUGAAAAGAGUGAGAAGUUUCUACAGAGACAGUUGAGUUCAUCAUCCGAAGCAAAGUCUACGCAGCAGAAUAGCACUGCUGACCUCCAGAAAUCAGGGGCUGAGAAGGAUGACUGGAAACUGACUGAAGCUGACAAGGCCAAAACUGGCAGGGUUAAAAUGGCAGUGUUCUGGGAAUACAUGAAAGCCAUAGGACUCAUCCUGUCUUUUCUGAGCGUUCUUCUUUUUCUCUGCAAUCAUGUAUCUUCCUUGGCUUCCAACUACUGGCUUAGUUUAUGGACAGAUGACGAAAUAAUCAAUGGCACCCAGAAGAACACAAAAAUGAGACUUGGUGUUUAUGGAGCACUAGGAAUGUCACAAGGCAUUGCAGUUUUCGGAUACUCCACAACAGUGUCUCUAGGGGGUAUCCUUGCUUCCCGGUACUUACACAUGGAUUUACUUCAUAAUGUUCUGAGAUUCCCUAUGACAUUUUUUGAGAAGACUCCCAGCGGAAAUCUUGUGAAUCGUUUCUCCAAAGAGAUUGACACUAUUGAUUCAACAAUUCCACAGAUUAUUAAGAUGUUCAUGGGGUCUUCAUUUAACGUAAUUGGGGCAUGCAUUAUCAUUUUGAUUGCAACACCGAUCGUAGCUGUAAUAAUUCCACCUCUGGGGCUGCUUUACUUCUUUGUGCAGAGAUUUUACGUGGCUACUUCACGACAGUUGAAACGCUUGGAGUCCGUCAGUAGAUCACCUGUGUAUUCACACUUUAGUGAGACACUGCUAGGAGCAAGUGUGAUCCGAGCAUUUGGAGAGCAGAAGCAAUUCAUCCAAAUCAGUGACUCCAGGGUGGAUGAAAAUCAAAGAGCUUAUUACCCCAGCAUAGUCUCCAACAGGUGGCUGGCCAUCAGACUGGAAUAUGUUGGAAACUGUAUUGUCUUAUUUGCAUCCCUGUUUGCAGUAAUUUCCAGGUCGACACUCAGUCCUGGGUUAGUUGGGCUUUCUGUUUCCUAUGCUUUACAGGUGACAACAUACCUGAACUGGCUGGUAAGGAUGUCAUCAGAACUGGAGACCAAUAUAGUGGCAGUAGAGCGAGUGAAAGAAUACUCCGAUCUGGAGCAAGAGGCUCCAUGGACUCUUCUGGAGACUAAACCAGAAAGCAGCUGGCCUCAUGAAGGAAAGAUCGAGUUUCAAAAUUUCUGCUUGCGUUACCGUGAAGAUUUAGACCUGGCAUUGAAGAACAUUAAUGCUACUGUCCUAGGUGGGGAAAAGGUUGGGAUUGUUGGAAGAACAGGAGCUGGAAAGUCAUCUCUCACCCUAGGAUUGUUCCGUAUUAAUGAGGCUGCUUCUGGUGAAAUCCUUAUAGAUGGGUGCAACAUAGCCAAAAUUGGUCUGCAUGACCUUCGAUUCAAGUUAACAAUUAUUCCUCAGGACCCAGUGUUGUUUUCUGGUUCUCUCCGCAUGAACCUCGACCCCUUUGAAAAACACACAGAUGAAGAGCUCUGGUCUGCUUUGGAGCUUGCUCAUCUUAAGAACUUUAUUUCGGGUCUUCCUGACAAGCUCAAUUAUGAGUGUGCAGAGGGUGGAGAAAAUCUCAGCAUUGGCCAACGUCAACUUGUGUGUCUAGCAAGAGCACUUCUCCGGAAGACCAAAAUCUUGGUGUUGGAUGAAGCCACGGCAGCUGUGGACUUAGAGACUGAUGGACUCAUUCAAUCAACUAUUAGAAAAGAAUUUGAAGAUUGUACAGUUAUUACCAUUGCACAUCGUUUAAAUACCAUCAUGGAUUACACAAGGGUGAUGGUUCUGGAUAAAGGUCAAAUUGUGGAGUUUAAUUCUCCAAGCAACCUUCUGCAGAAGAAAGGGUAUUUCUACAAUAUGGCCAAAGACGCUGGAUUAGUGUGAAUCUGUUACACUUGAACAUUGUUUCUUCAGAGAAACGAGCUCAAGAAAUAAUGCUUUAUUAACAAGGUGUUCUACUGGACUGCUGUUUAAACCCUCAUUACCCACAGAUCUAGGCAGAAAAGAUUGUAGACUCUGAAUGCCUUUUUUUUUUUUUUUUCUUUCUUUCAGGAAUAUAUGUUUUUUCUGUGACUGAAAUUUUCAGGCUCUCUUCACAUAUUUAAUGUCUAGUUUUAGUUAGUUCUACAGCUAAAUUCCUAUGACAUGGCAUGAAAUAGUAUGACCCCCUAGAUUAUUUUACUUGCUUGAAAGACAUGCUUAUCUACAAUUUAUUUAGUCUACAGUUACAGACACUCCAGUUUGGUUUGAUAAGGCAUGUUUUCAACCCCAAUGUAUAUUGAGAAAUUGCUGCCUUGCUAUGUUGCUGAAUCUGAUUUGUAUUAUUCUAAAAGUUAUCAAAUAUAAUUUUUCAAACAAGCUA